AUGGAAGCUGAGGGCUUGACUUUGGAUGUGCAGGACCCGCCGCCGUGCUCCCGAAUCCAAGGCAAAGAUCUCUUGGUGAAGGCUCUGAGGGAACGCUGGGGGAGUUUGCUGCGUGCCUGGAUCUUGGACAUCGACCAUCGCCACACGGGGAAGGUUGCCCGGGAGGAGAUUGAGCAUGUCUGCGAGUUCCACGGAAUUCAUGUGAAGGAUUUCUGGCAGAGCUUCGCCGCGAGUCCGUCCAAGCCCCAGGACUUCCUGGCCUUAGAGGACUUGGCUCCGGAGGAAUCGGGCAAUUUGGCAAGAUUCACACAGGCAGUGGCUGCAGCAAGCCUGAGUUUCGAGGACGCUUGGCGCCUCAUCGACUCAGAAGGGCUUGGUGUGGUGACGGAGGACGUCUUCCUUCGAGCGCUAGCUCAGAUUGGUGGUGAGGUAGAUGGCGCAUUGCUUUUCAAAGGACUCGACUUGUCUGCACAGGGGAAGAUCUGGCGCGACGAGUUCGACUUUGUGAAGCUGCUGACUCCAGGCGGUUGGCCACAGACCACGAAGGCAUCGGAGGAUGCUCCCACUCCAGUGAUCAGUUCUCAGCCUGAAGUGGAAGAGGAGGUGGAGCGGUAUUUCCUUCGCUGGGUCCUGCAUUGUUGGCAGCCUUUGCAAGACCUCUUUGUCGACAAGAACUCAGCCGAGCAGGUCAACGCUUCCAAGCAGCCCAGUGGGAGCGAGAGGAAGUCCCGGAGUGUCGCGGCAGAAGACUUCGUUCGGUUUCUGCAAGGACUUCGGUUCAAGGCUGAUGCGCGGACGUUGGUGCGGCUCAUCUUCCAAAGGUGCGAGAUUGAGGACAAGCACCGGCUGCGGGAAGGUGUGGAAAGCAUUACUCUAUCACAGCUUCAGAGUUUUCGUCAGAAGGCGGAAGCCAACCUCUUGAAGUGCUUCUGCGAAGCCUUGAGGAAGACCCGGGGCACUGUGCUGCGGGCUUGGAGGUUAGAUCUCGAUGUUCGAGGCCAUGGAGUCGUGCAGCGGUCCGACCUGGAGCGUGUGUGCAGAGUUGUAGGUUGUGGUGAUGAUGCUGCGUCAGUUUGGCAGGCGUUGAGACCUUCUGGUGGCCCUCAGCAUCCACUCGAGAUCUGUGAUCUAGCGCCUGCCGAAGCAGCCAACCUCUAUGCUUUCACGGAGGAGGUAUUCAAGCUGUUGGGGUAUCAUCUCAACCGCGCCUGGGGUCUGCUGAGCAAUGGGUCGUCAGCUGCAGAGGUAAAAGCCAUCAACUCGGAGCAGUUCCGACAGGCAUACUCGAGGCUUGGUCUGACUGGAGAUGCAGGCCUGAUUUACCGUGGUUUGGUGAGCUUCAACAAGGACGGAUCCGAAGGCAAGCUCUGGAAGGAAGAGCUUGACUAUGCUUGGUUCUUGACCAUGAAGGCUGCGACCAUCCGGACGGUGCCAGUGCACCAUCGGCCACAUGGCUGGGAGGCCACUGGGAGUCGACAUGCCGCGCAACUGCUGAACUCACUAGGCUUUUAUGGCGAAGUACCGCGGAUGGCAAGCUUGGUCGCUCGCCUGGAGACUUUCGGCUUUUCGGCAAGUCUCCUUGAUGCAGCUCUGCAGUUGGUCGCCUGUGAGGUUCCCGGCCUCCAACAAGGUUUGUCGCCUUCUACACCUGGCCAGAAGCAGAUGGCUUCCAAGACCAGUCCUUUCGGGAUGCAGCGUCGAGCGAAGUCUGCCGGUGCAGGUCGAAGGCCAAGGCAGCCGGAAUGGGAUGGUUCGCAGGCGAUCCCUCAUCCAGUUCGUGCGCCCUUCUCACAGUCCAUCGUGAAGAAGCACCGCCAAAGGACGGAUUGGCUCAUGGGUGGUGCGUGGCGAGACGAGCCCGGGAGGCUGCCCUUCAAUCCCUCAGCAAGGUACGACUCAGAUCCAACGCCGCGCACAAUGCGAGGCUACGUCUCUGACCCUGGGCAGCCCAAAACUGCGAGCCUGGCUGUCGUGGAAGGGAGCGACAUCCGAUCAGCGACGACCGUGCAGGAUGAGAGCUCGAACCUGGAGAGCACCCCUUCGAUGUCGGCUCAGCGCGUGGAUGCCGCAACUCAAGCAGGCAGUCAGCAUGGCAUAGCAGCGCCAUUGCGUAGCCACUUGUCGCUCCAUUCGAAUCUCUGCGAACUUGAGCGGCGCCACCCGAGCAUCCGGGCCGGUGAGGCAAAGCUGUGGCAAUUUGUAUUCCGCGUGAUGGAGAAGGGCCCUGAUGGCUGUGUUGGAAGCUCUCAGAGCUGGGCACAUGCAAGUGACGAUGUGUUGGUCCUCUUCAUACUUGGGUUCGUGGAGCGAGGCUGGACAAUGUAA
Molecule: messenger RNA, 2325 nt
Organism: Symbiodinium sp. CCMP2592
Lineage: Eukaryota; Dinophyceae; Suessiales; Symbiodiniaceae
Source: the annotation of a GenBank genome assembly